AUUUCAAUAAAAAGUGAAGUUUGAAUUAAUAGUUAACAGAAGUUUUAAAGAGUAUUGAAUUGUAUAUACUGCGUAGGAUAUAUUUUAUUUCCUUUAGUACGACUAACUAGUUUAUUAACUUUUAUUUUAUUAAAGUUAUGUACAUUUAAAUUCAAACUUUGUUUAAAAUAUUUUCCAAUAACCACUGAAAUACUUGUAAAAUAAAGAUUCUUCAACUAUAACUGUCCAUUCAUUGUUAUUAAAUGUAACUACGUAUCAUAUUAUGGAAACCAUUAAACCUAAGUGUGUGUACCAAGAAGAACGUUGGACACGAGCUAUGAUUACCAUUGACAAUCUACCAGAAAAUUUUAUUCAUUUACAGGUAAAUAACCAUUCCAAAAUUCGUAAUAUGCUCGGAUUUGCUGUUAAAAACCUGAAGGAAGCUGAUCAUUUAGUAUGCAGUGCUAGUGGUCCAUCAGUGAAUAAAGCUAUAACAUGUGCUGAAAUAUUAAAACGUCAAAUGCCUGAAUUAAGACAAAUUACAGGGAUAGGAUAUAGAAAUGUCAGGAUGAUAAAGGAAGAAAUUGUACUAGGUGAAGUUUCUAAAACUAUAACAACCCGUAGAUUACCAUCCAUACACAUUUUGCUAUCAAAAAAUCAUCUCAAACCAGAUUUACCAGGGUAUCAAGGAGCUGAUAAAUUAGCAGAUCAUGUUAAUAGGCCUGUGCCCCGUAAAACAUAUGAUAAAGACGAAUAUCGUGGCACAAAAGAGAGCAAAAUUAAGGCUCCUUAAUUGAUGUUGAUCCAUCUUCUUCAGUUCGAACACCUUGCAUUAUUGCUUCAGGCAUGGGUACAAUCAAAUUUUCUUUUGCCAUUAGGCUAUACUUGAUGACAAACUUAGUAAACCGUUUGCAUAAGUAUGUUUCAUUCUGUAACAUUAAAUAGUAAUAAUGUAUGUAUAAUUGUUAUUAGAUACAUAGUUAUAAGUAUGAGUAAUCAAUACAAUAUGUAUAAACAAUUUUCUUUCUAAUUUUAUCUUUUUUGUUUACCUCAAAUUUGUUGUAAAUAUUUUGAUGAUGGUAGUAUGCAUGUGAAAAUAUUCUGUAUACACGACGGCACACAGAUCCUAGUUUUGCUACUGAUGAUUCUUUUAUAUUCACUCUACAUUAAAACAAUAAUAUUAAAUUUUAAUUAAAAUAUAAUUGUUAUUUUAAAACAUGUUUAUUAUUCAAGAUAUGAUAUAUAAAAUAAAAAUUCAUGAUUAAUUAGUUUA
Messenger RNA from Daktulosphaira vitifoliae (grape phylloxera), 1252 nucleotides. RefSeq names its product ribonuclease P protein subunit p25 (gene Rpp25). The transcript is spliced from 5 exons. The record is from RefSeq and is a predicted model, not a curated record. Gene Ontology annotation, cellular component: ribonuclease MRP complex. Gene Ontology annotation, molecular function: RNA binding. The coding region runs from base 263 to 772 and encodes 169 amino acids. Lineage: Eukaryota; Metazoa; Arthropoda; Insecta; Hemiptera; Phylloxeridae. Gene Ontology annotation, biological process: tRNA 5'-leader removal.